CUCUCUCUCUUUCCUUCUUCCUAAACAACAUUCUCCCACGGAAAAGCUCUUCUCUAUCAGAAGAAACUUCCAAUGGAUCCUCCUCACUCAAAUCCCACUCUCGAAGACGAAGAAAAAGAAGAACCACAAGCUUCAAUCUCUCUUCCCGACGACUCUAUCGCAACCCCUGUCCCCUCUGAACUCAACGAUUCUUCACCACAACACGAUCCCUCCCCUACAAUCGAAGAACCAAACAAAACCGAUUCGGAGAAACCGGAUCCCGAUCAACCCGGAUCCGACUUAAAAAUCGAAUCCGACUCAGACGCUCCAAACGCCUCCUCCUCCGACAACAACCCUAAAUCCCUCAAAUCAGAAUCCCUACCCGUCGUCCAAAACGACGCCGUAUUAGAAGAGGUCGAAAACGACACCGUAAUGGAAGAAGAAGACGAAGCCGAAGAAGACGAGCCACCAAUCAAGAAACAGAAACAGCUCGAUUCCCUCACCGUGAAGAACGAGUCGGAGGAGCCGACUCCGAUCGUAACCGCCACAACAACAACAACGACCAAAAAAUCGAAAUCGAAGAAGAAGAACAACAACGUGUGGGUGACGAAGAGCACACGGAAAGGGAAGAAGAAGAGCAAAGCCAACACCAACAACAACAACAACAACACGCCGAGCUCAGCAGCCGUGGACGACAAGGUCCUCAUCACUCCAGUUCCCAGGUUCCCCGACAAGGGAGACGACACGCCCGACUCAAUCAUCCGCCUCUCGAAAGUCUACAAGGCUGAGAAAGUUGAAGUAAGCGAGGACAGGCUCACGGCGGGGAGUAGCAAAGGUUAUAGGAUGGUGAGAGCUACGAGAGGUGUUGUGGAAGGAGCUUGGUACUUUGAGGUUAAAGUUGUGAGCUUGGGGGAGACGGGGCACACGAGGCUUGGUUGGUCGACUGAGAAAGGGGAUUUACAGGCUCCGGUUGGGUAUGAUGGGAAUAGUUUUGGGUUUAGGGAUGUUGAUGGGUGUAAGGUGCAUAAGGCUGUGAGAGGGGAGUAUGCUGAGGAAGGGUAUAAGGAAGGUGAUGUUAUUGGGUUUUAUAUUAACUUGCCUGAUGGGGAAAGUUUUGCUCCUAAGCCGCCUCGUUAUGUGUGGUAUAAAGGGCAGAGAUAUGUGUGUGCGCCUGAUACUAAAGAGGAGCCUCCUAAAGUCGUACCAGGUAGUGAAAUAUCGUUCUUCAAAAAUGGUGUAUGUCAGGGAGUUGCUUUCAAAGAUCUUUUUGGCGGUCGUUACUACCCUGCUGCUUCCAUGUACACUCUCCCUGACCAGCCAAACUGUGUUGUCAAGUUCAAUUUUGGCCCUGAUUUCGAGUUUUACCCUGAGGAUUUUGGUGGGCGUGCAACCCCGAGGCCCAUGUUGGAGGUUCCGUAUCAUGGAUUCAAUGGUAAACCUGAAAAUGAUGGUUCUGAUGAUAUGAAGAGUUAGGUAGAACAAGCAGGCGUUAUCUUAACAUUUUUAACACAGUUUUUUAUAUCUAGUCAUUGGUUCAGAUACGAUUUUAUGAGUAGAAAAUGAGCGAAUGUGUUUGUACAUGUCUGCUCCAAUACGCUGGAAACUAGCAUUUUUUUUUCUUACUUUCAGAACUUGAUGUAGUUCUUUCUGGAUUAGCCAUAUUCGUCAAAAGUUAUUGAUUGUUCAUUUGUAUGUUUUCUUAUCCUUCAUAUGUAAUACUUCCGACAUUUUAUAUUUGCCUUUUCUUCCAGUGUUGACACUU
Messenger RNA from Raphanus sativus (radish), 1741 nucleotides. RefSeq names its product protein TRAUCO. The record is from RefSeq and is a predicted model, not a curated record. NCBI's taxonomy places the organism in Eukaryota, Viridiplantae, Streptophyta, Magnoliopsida, Brassicales, Brassicaceae. Gene Ontology annotation, molecular function: transcription cis-regulatory region binding; protein binding. The transcript has 2 exons. Gene Ontology annotation, cellular component: Set1C/COMPASS complex. Bases 73 to 1452 code for a protein of 459 amino acids.